Messenger RNA from Trichobilharzia szidati, 4433 nucleotides. The record is from the annotation of a GenBank genome assembly. NCBI's taxonomy places the organism in Eukaryota, Metazoa, Platyhelminthes, Trematoda, Strigeidida, Schistosomatidae.
AUGAAUGAGAAACUGGUUGUGUAUGACAGUGAGUCAGCGCCAGGUGGGCCGUCUGGAAGACAGCAGCAACAACAACAGUCAAAACCGACUGGUCAAGUGUUUGACAUGGAUUAUUCACAAGAAAAACAACAUUAUCCUCCUCAUCCACAUCAGCAACAGCAGCAGUCUGGAUUAUCAGGAAGACCAAAUUGUCUACUACAACAGUAUUCUUACAAUCAACCCCGUAACUAUGACAACAGUUAUACUGCAACUAAUAAUAAUAAAUAUUUCCAAUUUUUUACAAGACAAUCUGAUCUGAAGUAUAAUUAUUCUGAUUCAGAUGAACCGUCCAGUUUUUAUCAACCAAUGCCUUUAAAUAAUUACCCCUCUCAUCGUCAUACUAAUCAUCGAAUAAGGAAAUCUGAACGCCUACCGAAACAUAAAUACUUUGAGCAUAUGUUACAUCAAAAAAUAUCGAAUUCUCACCUGUCCAUGUUAUCCUAUCCUUACAAUCAAUCGAGUACACCACCAACAGUAGCCUUAUUCAAGAGUGGGAGUAUUAGUACUAGUCGAGAUAAUGUUGGUGUUGAAGAUGAUGGCGAUGAACUUUCGUUAUCAGUACAUGCACCUCCACCCCCACCACCAGCAGUACCACGUCAUCAUGUUGCAAUUCUUCCUUCACCAGAAACAGCAUUUAAACCAAUCAAUCAUCAAUCAAUAGAAAGAAUUACGUCAUCAUCAUCACAAUCUAUUCAUGAGUUGACUGGUUUCAGUGGGGGAGGGAUUGGUGAUAGUGGUGUCACGGUGAUGAGUGGAAGCAGUCGGAAUAAAAUGAACUCUACUCCAAAUUUAUUAGAUUUUAGUAGUAGUAGUAGCUAUAAUACUAAUACUAUCAAUACUACUGCCAAUAGUGCUCACUAUAAUAAUAAUAGCAAUAAUAGUAAUGUAUUAUUUCAUAAACACCAGCAAUUACAAAUGCAACUGCAACAACUUAAACAGUUACAACGACAAGACAAUCAACAAGCAACCAGAAUGCCAACAUUCAAGACGAAUUGUACAACGAAAAGUAUGGAAGAACUACUGAGGAGACAAAAGAAACUAGAUCAUCUUCAGUACUGUCUACAAAGAUAUGAAAUUGAACGUGAAGAGGCCGGACAAGCUAUUCGUCGAAUUGAAGAACGUAUGCAGGAAUUAGAAGCUCGAGCAACGGAUCUACUUGAGUUUGACAUUUCGAAAAAUUUAAACAAUGACAACAGUAUUAACUGUGUACAACAAUGGAGGAAUUCCAGCAGUACAGUUUAUAAUCAGGCUGAUCGGUUGUCGUCAAAUGAUCUUGAAAACCAGUACAUCAGUUGGUUGAAAAGUAUUGAAAAUGCAACAAAUAAUAAUAAUCUGAAAACUUCUUUCUCCAUUGAAAAUGAUGGAGGCAAUGCAGAUAAUUAUGCUCAGAAUAACUACAUGUAUAUAGAAUCAUCUUUGAAUGAAACUCCACCAUCGUCGAAUCAACAGCCUAGGCAACGGUGCUCAUUAGAACACACCUUCAAUAACAAUGUAACCAAGCCAAUGCAUAAUAGUUCACCGGAAUCGAAACGAAAUCUACUCCUGGAGCAUUUAUUGAUCCAAAGACAACGAUUAGCCACGGCUGAUGCUUCAGUGGCUUCACUCGCGAAACGAUUAUUGUUGCUUAAUUCUAACGCUAAAUCACAACAGGAUAGUACGCUGGAUAAGAAAUUUCAACAACGCAAACUAUCAGCAUACUCGAGUAAUCCAAAUGAACAGAGUACACCGGCGUUCGAUGAGUUAACUGAUAGUUCUUCAUUGUACAACAACCAACAGAUAAUGACAAGUUCAACAAUAUCGAAUGUGUUGAGAAAUUCAAAAUUAAUGAUGAACAGCUGCUAUACAAAUCCAACAGUUCAAAAUGAUGUGACCAGUGGUCCUGUUGGUGGUGGUGUGAGUGGGAGUGAGGCUGGUGCUGGUAGCACCAGUGGUCUUUUCCAGUAUCGAUAUCCUCACAGUUGGGAAGAUGAUAUUUUACCGCGUAGGAAUUCACCGAACAAUAAGCAAGCAAUUUUACAAAAAUCUAGUACAAUUGAAAGAACAAGCAGUUCAAGUAUCAAGUAUCUUCUAGACUCUCCACAAUUAAAUUCUUCUUUAAAGUCAACCAAUACUCAACGAAAGUUCGCUGAAUUGUCGCCAGCUAAUUACACCAGUACGAACAACACUAAUAAUAAUAAUAAUAAUUCAAAUAGUGUUAACACUGAACUGAGUGGUUUACAACAAAAUGAUUUAUCGGCUGUUGUCAGUGCAGAAAGACGUCGACUGCCAACACCUAUUCGUACAGAUUUGGCAACAUGGUGUAUAGGAUCAUAUUCAAAUAAAAUUCCACAGUUGUCCAAAUUAACAGGACUUCAACGUGCCUCAGAAAAUGGUUACAUAGAACUGGCUAAUGCUAGUAGUUCAUCUCCAGUUCCUGAAGAGGAUUAUACAAGUCGAUUAUUACGUGGAACAUCAAAAACUCAACUACCUAGUCGUAGAUAUUUUAAUAUCAAUGCAACAUUGAACAACUCCAUGACAGGAUUAUUAACUCCAGUCAAUUGUCCCCUAUCAUCAACACUACCAUUGUCCUAUAGUGAUAAAAUGCUGCCAAGACAAUCAUCAUCACUGUCACAAACUCCAGCACCAUUGAUGAAACAACAAUCACAACCAGCACCACCUUUACCACCGAAACCAAUCUCAGGUAAACCACAGACAUUUGUAGAUUCACAAGAACAUCUCAGUGCUGAAGACGAAGAAGUCUAUAAAUUUAUGUCACGGUCUUUUGAUAACAAUGAAGAGUUGGACGCAGACUUUCAGCCUUUAAAUCGAAACUUUACCGAUUCUAAACAACGGCCUUUACCUCCACCGUAUUAUGUGAAUAUCAAUGAUGAUAAUAAUAAUAAUGAAAAACUGUUGAAUCAAAGAAAAUUCCCACACAAAAUAACAAGAACACUAAAUAAUAGUAGUAAUAAAACAGUCCAACAAAUUAAAGAGACCGCUAAGUCAAUUCAUGAACAACUCGGUUUCGGGACAAUAGCACAACAAUCAUCUUCAUCAACAACUUCGUUGAAUGAUUUACACAAAGAAGACAAGAUGAAUAAUAAUAAUAAUAAUAGUCGAAUAAAUAUGAUCAAGUGUAAAAAGGUGUUUAAUUCAACAGAAAUGAAAAAUUCAAGUGAUAUAAAUCAGAUACAAAAAGUCAAACGAUAUGUUAAACAAAAACCUGAAUACGCAUUUAAUUUAAGAGAUUACCUACAAUCUCUCCAUCAUCCAGUUGACAAUUUAUCCCUAAAAUCCUCGGAUACAUCCGCACUACCUGAGGCAAACACUGGAAUGUGUUUAUCAAGUAUUCUAGGCAGUUGGAUUACAUCACGAACAUCUAAAGCACAAAAACUACUACUUGCAGAAGAUGAAUCGUUAGACUAUUUCCAGUGUAAAAUUAUUCUCACCGGUAGAAUAUGCGGUGGUUAUCUAUGGAUAAUGAAAAAACCAAGUCGUAAUAGAAAUAACAUUUGGGAUUCAAUUAAACGUCGAGUAGCAGCACAUGAUUCCACAGCCAAUCAUUCGACAACUUCAGAUAACGAUAAACGCAAUAAACGCAUAGUUGUGAGAAGUUCAAGUCAAGCUAGAUGGUCACGUAAAUGGUUAUCGUGUGAUAUGUUGGAACAAAAGAUUUUUAUAUGUGAAAGAAAAGGAAAUGGACGAAUUGACUGCACUAUAAACUUUUCAAUAAUUAAAGAUGUACAUCAAAGUAGUACAGAACAAUUAUUAGAUUGUCAAAAAUCUUUCUCAUCGAAUAAAAACACUCAAAGAUCAUCCUAUUCAUUAUCAGGGAAUAAUCCUAAUAAUAAUACUGAGAUAAAAAGCAAUCUCAAUCAAGACAAUUCUAGGAUUAUAUUAGACAGUAAAGACAACCAACAACACCAACAACAACAACAGCAACAGUUAUCCUCAACACCAACAACAAUGAAAUGUAUAAACAACACUGAAACAACAUCAACAGCAACAACAAUAAAUUGUACAGAAAAAACUGAAACAUUCUUUUGUUUAGAAACUACACUGCAUACUUUCUUUUUAAUGGCACCAUCAUCAGAGUUGACAAGACUAUGGAUGGAUGUUUUAAAACAAGCAAUGAAAAUGGCUUCCUCGUCAUCUAUGGAGUAACAAUUGAAGAACAAUAACUUUCUCACUCAGCUACGCCACACACACACACACCCAUUAUUUUUGUUAACAGCUUAUAAGCAACAAACACUAACUGGACAAUACAGAAUACUCUUAUAUAUAUAUAUAUCCCUGUAUAAACAUUUCUACCUUCACUUGUUAUUGCUAUUACUAAUGUGUUUGUCUUUCUCCUGUUGUUGUUGUUUUUUUAUUUUUAGGCAAAGUUUAUUUUAUUUUAUUUUUCAAAAACAAAC